AUGACGGCGGCUGUUGUUCGCCGUGGUGCUCUGGCAAGGACGAAAUGGCAUCUGAACCAUAGCAGGUCCAUUGGCCAACUGCCUUUGCGGCGCUCACAGAGCACCUUUAACCACUUUGUGGCAAGCACCAAGCUACAGCCAAGCUCUGCACCUCCGACACCAACAUCCGAUGCAAAACCUUUCCGACUAGCCGUCAAAGACAACAUUGCCACGGAGAAGUUCCCGACGCAAUGCGCCUCCGGAGUCCUAGGCCAGCAUGCCUCUCCCUUUGAGGCCACCAUUGUUCGCCAACUUCGAGCACGCGGAGCCUCUGUCGUUGGGAAGACGAACAUGGACGAAUUUGGAAUGGGGUCACAUUCUGUAAACUCUGUCCAUGGGCCGGUCCGAAAUCCCCUGGCACCAUCUGGCGAGGAUGUGUCUGCUGGAGGAAGUUCUGGAGGCAGUGCGGUCGCAGUUGCUCUUGACGACGCAGACAUUGCGCUUGGCACAGACACUGGCGGCUCAGUCAGGUUGCCGGCUGCCUAUACUGGUAUUGUUGGGUAUAAGCCAAGUUACGGCAUGCUCUCGAGAUUCGGCGUUGUUCCGUACGCGAAUUCACUAGACACCGUUGGCUUACUGGCACGAAAUGUCGAGUCUAUCCAGCAACUGGUAUUUGAUACGAGGCUGUAUGAAGAACAUGACCCCAACGAUCCCACAUCAUUGAGUGUCGAGACCCGUCAGCGCUGUUCAAAAGCUGCGCCAGCAACUCUACCAAACCUAUCCCAGCUUACCAUUGGCAUACCCGUCGAAUACAACAUCGACGAGCUGGACCCCGCGAUACGUGACGCCUGGGCUGCUACCGCUUCAGCAUUAGAGUCACAAGGUGCUCGUAUAGUUCCUGUGUCUCUUCCUUCAACGAAGGAGGCCCUUUGCGCAUACUAUAUUCUCGCCCCCGCUGAGGCGUCAUCUAACCUGGCAAAGUAUGAUGGUGUACGAUAUGGCAUCCGUGGCCCUGAAGGAGAUGCAGCUGGAGAGACUCUGUACUCUGAAGCUCGGGGCGCUGGUUUCGGUGCCGAAGUCAAACGCCGAAUCCUCCUGGGAACCUACAGUCUUAGCUCUGAAGCCAUGGACAACUAUUUCAUCCAAGCCCAGAAGAUACGACGGCUUAUUCAACAAGACUUUGACAGAGUUUUCAAGCUGGAUAACCCGCUUUACGAACCAAGGCAGUUUGAUCUGAGCGAAAUGUCUGCCGACACUACCCUGGAAGACAAGCAAGGUCCUGUCCAGGUGGAUUUCUUGCUGUCACCAACUGCGCCAACAUACCCACCCAAGUUGAGCGACAUUAUGAAACGAAGCAGUAUUGACGCUUACAUGAACGAUGUUCUUACUGUACCGGCCAGUCUUGCCGGCCUACCUGCCGUCAGCGUUCCGGUCAAGAUCGACCAGAGCCACCAGUUUCCCACUGGACUUCAGUUGAUUGCCCAAUAUUGGGAUGAUAGGAGACUAUUGACAUUGGCAGACAAGAUGGUAAAGUUGAUGGCGACGUGA
This is a messenger RNA of Trichoderma aggressivum f. europaeum, 1527 nucleotides long. RefSeq lists its product as uncharacterized. Gene Ontology annotation, molecular function: glutaminyl-tRNA synthase (glutamine-hydrolyzing) activity. Gene Ontology annotation, cellular component: glutamyl-tRNA(Gln) amidotransferase complex; mitochondrion. Gene Ontology annotation, biological process: mitochondrial translation; glutaminyl-tRNAGln biosynthesis via transamidation. Lineage: Eukaryota; Fungi; Ascomycota; Sordariomycetes; Hypocreales; Hypocreaceae. The coding region runs from base 1 to 1527 and encodes 508 amino acids. The record is from RefSeq and is a predicted model, not a curated record. The transcript is spliced from 2 exons.